Molecule: messenger RNA, 1362 nt
Organism: Ceutorhynchus assimilis (cabbage seed weevil)
Lineage: Eukaryota; Metazoa; Arthropoda; Insecta; Coleoptera; Curculionidae
Source: the annotation of a GenBank genome assembly
AUGGAGUUUCAUCCAGCAGAAAUUCCUUCGAACAUUCUAAAUCAUACCACAAACAACGCCCAAAACGCAACGGAAACAAUCCUGCUGGUCCUGCCGUCAUUUUUCUACAUGAUCAUAGCAGUCCUGCUGUCCACCCUUUUGUUACCGCUACAAAGUAAAACCUCCAUAUUCUUUGCAGAAUUUGUUGUAAUAGUAAUACCUAUCAUAUUAAACGUCACCAUACUAUCACCUUAUGUAACAAACGUCGUCAUUAUAUCGUGUUUCAUAUUGGGCAUGCACUUGAUUAUUUCUUUGGUUUAUAUUUAUUGUAAAAGAAAAAAGAGCAUUAAAGCUCCAAAGAGUAUAACGUCAAAUAAAAAGGAUUAUAUUACUAAUGUCCGUGCCACAAUUAAUUUGAUUUCUGUGAUAGCGAUUUUGGCUGUCGAUUUUAAAGUGUUUCCUAGUAAAUAUUCAAAAACACAUUUGACUGGUUUCAGUCUUAUGGAUGUAGGUGUUGGGUUGUACGUAUUUGCCAAUGCAAUUGUAGCACCCGAAGUUAAAGGUAAAAAAGAUUCCAUACAAAAUUCAAUAAGAGGUUCAGCAAUACUAAUAAUAAUAGGCUUAUUGAGGCUAGUUUCAACUAAACUGACUCACUACAAAGUGUCUAGCUCUGAAUAUGGUGUCCAUUGGAAUUUUUUUAUAACUUUAGCUUUUACAAAAAUUUUCUCUUCAUGUAUACUCAAUGUUAUCAACGUAAAAUAUAUUUUUUUAAAUGCCUCAAUGCUAACAUUUGCUCAUGAAACUUUAUUGCAAAUGUCAUUUAAACAAUGGGUGUUUCAGUCAGAUAUUAGAAAUAAUUUUUUAGAUGCCAAUAAGGAAGGUAUAGUUUCAACUAUAGGAUAUGUAGCUUUGUAUUUGCAUUCAGUUUAUUUUGCUUAUGUUAUCAAGCAACAAGAGAAAAACUAUAGAAAAGCCAGCGUUAAAUUUUUCUUGAGUACUGCAAUAACAUUGACUCUGACUUUUUUUUGUAAUCAACAUUUCCAAGUGUCCAGACGUCUGGCGAACGCCGGUUACAUUUUCUGGAUACUCUUUAUAGGCAUUUUGAUGACUUGGUUGUUUUACUUGGCCGAAAACGCCGAAAAAUAUUUGUUCCGGCACAAAUUGCGGCAUUACGUUUGUUCGCCCUAUCUUUACGAGGCAGUCAACUACAACGGGCUGGUUUUUUUUCUAGUAGGGAACGUACUAACUGGGUUUGUUAAUUUAUCGACAAAUACCAAACUUGUGAGUAACGCUAAUGCUUUGUUGAUACUUGUUGUGUAUAUGCUGAUUAAUUGUGGUGUAGUGUUUGGGCUGUAUUUGAAAGAGUGGAAGUUGAAGUUUUGA